GAUCUCACCUGCACCAUCACCGUCAUCGUCCCCGGAGGGCCCCCGAGUCCCAUCAGCCCAUCAGGCGCCAGAAUGGAUGGGGAUGUAUGGCGUGGGCCGAAAGUUUGGCGCGCAAAGACCAGCCGUGUCUGGAUCUGCAGGUUCUGCAUGCAUUUUUCAAGAAGUUGGGCCAUUGUGAAGGAUGCGCAUCGAACGAGUUGUUGAGAGCAUGCUUGCAGAGGCCUGAUGGGAGUGAAAAACGUGGGCGACGCGACGCGGCAGGUCUGUUGAAGGCGAUCGAGGAUGGAGGCCAAUGGAAGCAACAACAGCGGCGGCGGCAGCGGCAGCGACCUGCUCGAGCUGCCCUGCGAGCUGCGAGGUCUCGUUGCAUACUUGAGCGUGGACGAGCGAGCGACGGCGAUAUUGCACAUACCGCAGAAUGGGCGAGACGUCGAACGAGACUUCAAGGUCGUGUACAGGAAUCCAGCCUUCGACCGUCUCUCCAGACCAUCGGUCGAGCUCGAAGAAGUGCGAAAUGCAGUCGCCCGCUCCCACUCGAUAGAGCAGGACCUGUCGACGUUGCAUGACAAGAUACUCGACGGUGGAGCAUGGCAGACACGGAUAUCGGGCGACUACGCGAUAGUCAUAUCAGUAGCCGGAGGGAGACUUGCAGAUCCAGGGCAGCAUCGUGAUGCUCUCGAAUUGUCGAGGUCACGCUCAAAUGGCACCAGGAGAAGCAGCGACAUUCGCUCUGUCCCAUCAAUAGGGCAGGCUGGUCUGGACUGGACCAAGGCUGACAGGUCUGGCCUCUCGCCAUGGAUCAAGUUCAUCCGCAACUUCGACUGGGCAUCGACUGGCAUUGGGCCUAUGGAUGCUUGGUCGGACAUCUUGCGUCAGGCCAUUGUUUCCAUUAUGGCAAAUCCCGAUCCGCGUCUGAUUGUAUGGGGCGAUGACAUGUCUUUCAUAUACAACGAGGCUUGCGUCGCAAUGUUUGGUGCGAAGCACCCUGACUGUCUGGGACAGAAUGUCAAAGGCGUAUUUGGAGAGGCGUGGGCCAUGGUAGGCCCCAUCGUCGAUGCAGGCUAUCGUGGCGAGGUUCGUAGGAUUCACAACUUUCCGCUUCCAAUCCAAAGACAUGGCUUUCUGGAAGAAACAUACUGGUCUUUCACUACGCUGCCCCUGAUCGAUGAGGCUGGCAUGGGCAUCGGCGUGGUGGACGAGCUGAAAGAGUCGACCGCAUUGGUCAUCGGCGAUCGUAGGAGGAAUACCAUCAACGAGCUUAGCAUGCAACUUAACAAAGCCCGUACAUUAGCAGACCUUUGGCCUGCCGUGCUCGUGCCGCUGGCGCAAAAUGUGCUGGACAUACCAUUUGCUAUCUUAUACACCAUCGUCAACGAUGUGCCCGAAAGAAGCGAAGCAGCUGAGUCGUCAUCGAACGGAUCUUCUUCCACCACACUGUACUCGAAGAAAGCCGUCCUGGCCCAUACCAUUGGGUUGCCGGAUGAUCAGCCGGAUGUUCCCAAGACGUUUUCGUUUGAUGCUGUCAACUGUGGGCCUGGCAUCGCUCAGUCGUGCAUAGACGCGUACAACACCAGAGAAAUGGUCAGCUUGUCAAGCACAGACGGGACGUUGCCACCAUCUUUAGCUGUCGCUGUGCCAGGUCGUGGAUUCAGUGAAACCGUGAGGACUGCAGUUAUCUCGCCCAUCAAGCCCGUUGCUGGAUCCGACACGCUUGCCAUUCUCAUCAUAGGAUUGAAUCCCCGGUCAGUGUUUGGCGAAGAAUAUCAGGUCUUCCGUCAAAUCAUCGUGGACGUCAUUGAGAAGGCAGCCGCAGUCAUAUCACUACCCGAAGAGCAACAACGUGCUCAGAGAAUCGCCGAAGACGUGAAUAACGCACUGGCACAGCAGCUCCGGCUGACCACUCUUAAGGCGGAGAAGAGCGAAGCCAAGUUCUCUCGUCUCGCGUCGGCAGCACCUACAGGCAUGUUCAUGUUUGAGCCCUCUGGAAAACCAUUGUACGUGAAUGACCAGUAUCUCGCAAUGAUCGGACAAACACGAGAUGAGCACAUGAGCAUCAAGGAUCGCGAAGGCUUGGGAACACAGAUUCACGAAGAGGAUCUCGAUACAUUCGCAGAAGCGUGGAGAGCAGUCACGCAAGACAAGUUGCCGACUACUUUUGAGUACCGGCUGAAACGAUCAUGGUUGGCCACAGACAAGAGCGGCCAGGAGAUGUCUGGGGAGACUUGGCUGCUAGCCACCGCCUUUCCAGAGAUUGAGCCUGAUGGUACUGUGUCUUCCAUACAAGGCUGGCUGACAGAUAUCUCGCAUCGUAAAUUCUCCGAACAGCUGCUCGCACAGAGACUGGAAGAUGCGCUGGAAAACAAGCGCCAAACGGAGAACUUUAUCGACAUGACCAGCCAUGAGAUGAGAAACCCUCUGUCGGCGAUCCUGCAAAGUGCCGACUCUAUCGAGACGCUUCUCAACUCAACCGGAAUGCCGAUCACGAACAAAGAUAUGAGAUUGCCUGCGGACAUCGCAGAGGCCAUCGUAGAUGCGGCGCAGACAAUCAUCUUGUGCGCACAGCAUCAAAAGAGGAUCGUGGACGACAUUCUCACGCUCUCGAAGCUUGAUGCCAGUCUACUUGUUAUAUCUCCUGAUUCCGUCGAUGUCCCUAUGCUCGUGACCAAGGCUCUCAAGAUGUACGAAGCUGAGAUCGAGCGCGCUGGCAUUGAUGCGCAGCUAUGCAUUGAAAACACCAUGGAGGAGCUCGGUGUGGGUACAGUGAUCCUAGAUGGCAGCAGACUACUUCAAGUCAUCAUCAACCUCCUCACGAACAGCAUAAAGUUCACACAGUAUUCCGAUGUCCGCAAGAUCAAGAUCUGCAUUGGGGCUUCAUUGCAGAAACCUACAGGUCAGCAUCACGGCAUAUCCUUCAUUCCACCACGACGACAGAUUCGACCAUCACGAACGCCACAACCAGGAUGGACCGGCGGCGAGGACUUAUAUCUGCAGUUCGCCGUCUAUGAUACUGGACGUGGUCUAAAUGAAGAUGAAAUGAAAUUACUCUUCCAGCGCUUUCAGCAAGCAUCGCCAAAGACAUACAAACAGUACGGCGGGUCCGGACUUGGCCUCUUCAUUUCGCGAGAGCUCUGCGAGCUUCAAGGUGGACAAAUUGGCGUUACGAGUAGCAAGGGCAACACGGUCUUCACGUUCUAUGUGAGAGCCAAAAGGUGGGUGGAAGGUGAGCCACCAGCAUGCACCCGACCUGCGCCUCUGCGAUAUCAGAGUAGUGCAGCGUCGAGUCCAAUGAUGUAUAACAGAAGAGGAAGCGUGAUGCUCGAGGUCGGUCAGAGCCAACUCGGAUCUCCCCGCGAGGAGAACGGGACUACGGUGGAGCAUUUCCAUCCUUCAGAUCAUUCGUUAUUGCGAGUACCUUCUUACCAAGCUGCGCCUAUGACGGCUGUAGCGGAAGUCUCGCCUCCUGUCACGAAGGAAAUUGAACAGCCCACGACCCUGAAAGUAGACUUGCAUGUCCUGAUUGUCGAAGAUAACCUCAUCAACCAGAAAGUCAUGUCCCAGCAACUUCAACGCGCAGGCUGCAUAGUGCACGUCGCCAACCACGGACUAGAAUGUCUCAACUUUCUUGAAACUUCCACAUACUGCUCUUCCACGACCCCUUUAUCUGUCAUCCUGCUCGACCUCGAGAUGCCCACAAUGGACGGCCUCACAUGUAUCCGACACAUUCGAAAACGACAACUCACUGGAAAAAUCACCGGACAUAUCCCCGUAAUUGCAGUCACAGCAAACGCACGAUCUGAGCAAAUUUCAAGCGCGAUUGAGGCGGGUAUGGAUCAAGUGGUUACGAAACCUUUUCGAAUACCGGAAUUGGUACCGCAGAUUGAGAGACUUGUUGCUGAAGUCAAAGAGGGAAAGGGCCGUUCUGGUGCUGGGUGUUGACAAUGCUGGAAGAUUUGAUUUGGAUCGGGGUUCUUGUGAGAUACUUUCUGGCCACCGGGGAGGGAGGGAGUAGUUGGAUGGAGCAUUCUCUGAGGGAGAGUGAGAGGGAGAGGCGACAGUAUGGCCGCAAGUCUGACUCCUCCCGCAGAGCUUCUGGUGCAAAGGGCGGGCUGUGCUUGGAAUGAUCGACCCACGCACUUUUACCCGUGCCGAGCUACAAUGCUGCGUGCGAUACGUCCCCCAAUGGCUCUCAGACCAGCAGCCUAUUGCAGGUCCGUGAGAAGCAGGCGCAACGCUCGGGUCAAAACUCUCAUCACCCCGUAUCCUCAUAUCGACCAAUGCCGGUCGUGGAUAACAUCGACAGACACAUUUGAGUAUUCGUUUAGAACUUUUACCCCCAGUUCAAGGCCACUACAUAGUAAUAGUAGUUGUAGUAAUAAUAGUUGUAUUACAACACAUAACCCAACCUAAGGUAGCAUCUUUUCGCCACUACUUGCGCUCCAACAACCACGCAAUCGACUCCAUAAACUCCUUCACAUACUUCUUACUCGCAUCAAUCUGCGGCAUCAUCAACCAAAACCCAUGCGGCAAACCUGGAUACACUUUCAUUUUCGUCGGGAUCCCAUAUUCCGUCCGCAACACUUUUUCAUAAAUCAACCCAUCAUCUCGCAACAGAUCCUGUCCGCAGACCUGGAAACUCGCUGGUGGCUGUCCCGCAUGUCCGCCGGGCCAUAUCAGCGGACUGAACAAAGGAUCGCUUCGCAUUUUCGCCUCGGGCACAUAGGCCUCGUGAAAGAUUUCCAUGGCGGUGGAAUUCAAAAUUGGUGCGUCGCGGUUUUGUUCGCAGGCGUUGUAUUCGUGCUUGUAUUUCUCUGGUAUGCAACUGGGAUCGCACAGAGCAGGCACGACAUAAUGCGUACCUGUCAAUUUUGGUUGGUGUUUGUCUGUCACCCACGUAUGCGCGACUGCUCCAACGAGAUUUCCUCCGGCGGAGUCUCCGGCGAUGAGGAAGCCUUGGGCGGGAUCGGCGUUGAGGGAUGCUGCGUUCUUCGUGGCCCAGAUGGUGGCGUCGAUGCAGUCGUGUGCUGCCGUGGGGAACUUAUGUUCGGGUGCGAGGCGAUAGUCGACGUCGACGCAUACCAUGCCGAAUUUGGUUGUCACCUCGAGGAGGAGGGAGGCAAAAUGUCCGAGAUCACCGACGGACCAGCCGCCUCCAUGGUAGGUAACGAUUAGUGGGCUCUUUCCUGUAGAUGGUUGAUCGCGAGGUCGAUAGAUGCGAACGCCGAUUGUGGAUCCGUCUCGAACGGGAAUCUGGCGGUCUUCUUGGAUUACACGUUCGUCGGUGAGUGCUGGUGGUUUGGGCAUACUGGCACGGAGCUCAGGGAUGGGUUUGCCCUUGAAGUCGCCGAUUUGAGGUUCUUGCCCGCCAAGGUAGGUUUUGACACCCUCUUUCCAUGAGGGGUCCGGCUUGCUCAAGGCCUUCCAGUCGGUGAUGUCUGCCAUGUUGUUUGGUCAAAAGAACUUGAAGUGGAUAAUCUGCGAAUAUGCCUGACAGGAUGAUCUUGUGGUAAUAUAUCGUCCGGUUGUUGUGAUAUAAACAAGAAACGAUGAGUGCCCCUCGCUGAUCGCGGCCUGGGCAACCUGAGGUGUAAUACCUGUAGCUAUAGCAUUGAGGGUUUGCACUAAGGAUGAAUGCCGAUCGACCCCAUCAUCGUCAUUAUCGUCAUAUCAUCAAUUCUGCCCCAAGUUAGAGCUAUCAAGCACAGCCGCCUCCCUCCUUGCACAUCCGAGUGCAUAACACGGCAGACAGCGAAGUGGUGGCUUUGGCGAAUGAGGAGUGAGAAUGUCACAUUUGUCACUGCCGGCCCUCCCGCCCAGCGGUCUAGCUCCCCCUCCACUCGGAGUUGUGAAAGUGCGAUAUCGUGCCCUGUGGGAGGUAUGUACCUCCUACCUCCUACCUCCUAGUGUGAGGUGAGCAUGUUGUAUUCGUCACGGCCCACUUCCAGGUACGAAGAGGAUGCAGGUUGACGAGAGGGAGAGCGAUCUUUUACCCUGUACGUGUAUAGCUUAUUCAGGUUUCCCACGGUUCUGAGGCAUUCAGGCCAAACUGGUACCACGGUUGUGAGGCAGCAAGCAAUCAAGGAAGGGGUCGGGAGAUACUAG
Sphaerulina musiva SO2202 is the source of this 6099-nucleotide messenger RNA. RefSeq lists its product as uncharacterized. Bases 283 to 3936 code for a protein of 1217 amino acids. Lineage: Eukaryota; Fungi; Ascomycota; Dothideomycetes; Mycosphaerellales; Mycosphaerellaceae. The record is from RefSeq and is a predicted model, not a curated record. The transcript is spliced from 7 exons. Gene Ontology annotation, biological process: phosphorylation; phosphorelay signal transduction system. Gene Ontology annotation, molecular function: phosphorelay sensor kinase activity.